Molecule: messenger RNA, 930 nt
Organism: Tupaia belangeri chinensis (Chinese tree shrew)
Lineage: Eukaryota; Metazoa; Chordata; Mammalia; Scandentia; Tupaiidae
Product: olfactory receptor 4C45
Exons: 1
Coding region: 1-930 (309 amino acids)
Biological process (GO): G protein-coupled receptor signaling pathway
Cellular component (GO): membrane
Molecular function (GO): G protein-coupled receptor activity; olfactory receptor activity
Source: RefSeq, a predicted model, not a curated record
AUGGGAAGGAUGAGUAAUGUGACAGAAUUCAUCCUCCUAGGCCUGACCCAGAAUCCUGAACUGCAGAAAUUCUUGUUCGUUGUGAUUUUAUUUAUCUACCUGAUCACAUUGGCAGGUAACCUGCUCAUCUCAGUCACCAUUUUCAUUAGCCCUGCCCUGGGUUCUCCCAUGUAUUUUUUCCUGUCCUAUCUGUCCAUUAUAGAUGGUUUCUAUUCUUCUUCCAUAGCACCCAAAAUGAUCUUUGACUUGAUCUCUGAAAAGAACACCAUAUCCUUCAGUGGAUGCAUGACUCAGCUCUUUGCUGAACAUUUCUUUGCUGCGGCUGAGAUUAUCUUGUUAAUUGCCAUGGCCUAUGACCGCUACGUGGCCAUCUGUAAGCCCUUGCACUAUGUGACCAUCAUGAGCCAAUCUGUGUGUGGAUUUUUGGUGGGAGUGGCUGGAGUUCUGGGGGUUGUUCAUGGAGGGAUUCAAAUUUUGUUCAUGGUCCAGUUACCAUUCUGUGGCCCCAAUGUCAUCGAUCACUUUAUGUGUGAUUUGAUACCUCUCCUGGAGCUGGCUUGCACAGAUACUCACAUUUUAGGGCCCCUGAUUGCCGCUAACAGUGGGUCCCUGUGUUUUCUUGUUUUUUCUAUGCUGGUUACCUCCUAUGUCAUCAUCUUGCACUCCCUGAGGACUCGAAGCUCUGAAGGGCGUCGCAAAGCCCUUUCUACCUGUGCCUCUCAUAUCACUGUUGUUAUCUUAUUCUUUGUACCCUGUUCAUACUUGUACUUAAGACCCAUGACCUCCUUCCCCACUGACAAAGCUGUGACUGUGUUUUGUACCCUAGUAACACCUAUGUUGAACCCUUUAAUCUACACCCUCAGAAAUGAAGAAGUAAAAAGUGUCAUGAAGAAACUCUGGGGCCAAAUAAUGAAAAGUGAUGAUAAGUAA